This is a messenger RNA of Moneuplotes crassus, 951 nucleotides long. Lineage: Eukaryota; Ciliophora; Spirotrichea; Euplotida; Euplotidae. The record is from the annotation of a GenBank genome assembly.
AAAAAUAUUAUAGAAAUGAGUGAGCUUGAUUACUAUCAGAUUUUGCAACUUAACAGGACUGCUACUAUCGAUGAUGUCAAGAAGGCAUACAGAAGACUGUCUUUGAAGUACCAUCCUACUAAAAAUCCUAGUGAUAUUACCGUUUGCUCAGACCAGUUCCACCAGAUUUGUGAAGCUUAUGAGGUUCUGUCUGACACUCAUCUUUCGGCUAUUUAUAACAGAUAUGGAUCGAAGGUAUUGGCCAAGGGUCUAGAACUCAGUGACGGGAAGUCGUAUCCAGCUUAUAAGUACCAAAUGAACGCUUUUGAAAUUUUUGAAAAGUUUUAUAGCGAAUAUUUACCUUAUCAUGACAUCUUUGAUAGUACUGGUAAGAUGCUCUACGGGAGCUGCUUUAGCUCAAUGAAUAAAGUUCGUAAGGAUAAAACUCCUGAUGCUCAGACAACUCUUGAUUGCUCAAUUGAUGAACUCUAUAAUGGAUGAAUCAAAGAAAUCACUUAUGAUAAUAAAACAAGACUUGCAGAAAUCCAACCUGGAUAUCAAAAUGGACAUCAGAUUAUUAUUGAAGAGGAAUGUGGGAAGAGCUAUGAGGAUGAAUUUAGGAAAAUAAUCAUAACUAUAAAUCAAAUCCCACACUCAAAAUACUCUAGACAAGGGGAUGACCUGAUUUAUAAGCAUGAUAUCUCUCUUAUAGAUGCCCUUAAUUCAAGACCAUUAAAAUUCAAAACACUUGAUGGAAGAACCUUAAAUAUCUCAAUGGAUGAGGUGAUUACUCCAAAGACAGUGAAAGUUGUUGAAGAUGAGGGCAUGCCAGUGUUUGAUGAAGACCAAGAAAAGUCUACAGUCAAUAGCCCUGCUAAAGGAAAGCUGUUUAUCACCUUUAAUAUUCUAUUCCCCUCCCAAUUGACAGAGGAGAGUCAGCUGCAGAUUUCUAAAAUCUUGAAUUCCUCGUAA